CUAAAAAUAAGCGAUCCGAACCGAAUUAAUCGAACAGACUGUACGGGCGAGGUAGCGGAGAUCUCGUGAAAUGAAUCCCUCGACAGCCGCGGCUUCUAGUUCCUCCUCUUCCUCUUCCUCUUCCUCUUGGUUUUCUGGCAUAGUCCGUGGCCGCUCCACAAAAGUGGCCACCUCUAGCGCUGGGGGUGUUGCGGCCCCUUUUGCCGGUGAUGCUUCCGGCACCGGCCAUCGCAAAAACCAGCUCCCAGGCGUUCUCUUCAAGUACGGUCCCAAGUCUGUCCAGGUGGCUUUUAGAACAGGCGAUUUCAACCAACAGGUCAUUUUUCUUGGUGGAUUAACAGAUGGAUUUUUGGCAACAGAAUAUGUAGAGCCUUUAGCGGUUGCAUUGGAGAAUGAAAACUGGUCCUUAGUUCAACCAUUGCUGUCCUCUUCAUAUAUUGGAUAUGGAACAUCUACAUUGGAACUGGACGCCUUGGAGCUAAACCAACUUAUUGGCUAUUUAAUAAACAAGGAGAAUUCUGAAGGUGUUGUGUUGCUUGGGCACAGUACUGGUUGCCAGGAUAUUGUACAUUAUAUGCGAACAAAUUUUACAUUCUCGAGAGCAGUUCGUGGAGUCAUUUUGCAGGCUCCAGUAAGUGACCGGGAAUAUCGUGCAAUGCUUCCUGAAACUGCUGAAAUGAUAGACUUAGCUCUAAGCAUGAUGAAUGAAGGCAGGGCGCUGGAGUUAAUGCCUCGACAAGCAAAUCCAGAUGCGCCAAUUACAGCCUACAGGUACCAUUCUCUUUGUGCAUACAUGGGCGAUGAUGACAUGUUCAGUUCAGAUCUUAGCGAAGAUCAACUUAGGACAAUACUUGGUCAUAUGUCAAAUACACCAUGCCAGGUAAUAUUUUCUAUGGCUGAUGAGUAUGUUCCAGAAUAUGUCGAUAAGAAAACACUGGUGGAAAGACUUUGCAGAGCCAUGGGUGGUGCAGAGAAAGUUGAAAUAGAGCAUGGAAACCAUUCCCUCUCCAAUAGGGUUCAAGAAGCAGUGCAGGCUAUCCUGGAUUUUGUCAAGAGGGAGGGACCUAAAGGUUGGGAUGACCCUUGGCAUUAGCUUCUAAUUGCUCUUAUCGAUUAAGUUUAUGCUUAAUUUUCUUGACUUUGUUUCAGAAAUUCAUCAAUUCUUCCUUCCUUUCUGUUUCCAUUCUUUUAACUGGUUACAGUGUAGAGCUUGUAAAUGUUAUAACGUUUUAUUGAACUAGUGCAUUUGACUGUUCAGAGUGAUAAAUUCGGCCUUUCCUAUACAUGGGGAGCCUAAUUAUAUAUAUUUCUAGAUUCCAAUCUC
Messenger RNA from Dendrobium catenatum, 1324 nucleotides. Its product is annotated as UPF0613 protein PB24D3.06c. The record is from RefSeq and is a predicted model, not a curated record. The transcript is spliced from 9 exons. Lineage: Eukaryota; Viridiplantae; Streptophyta; Magnoliopsida; Asparagales; Orchidaceae. The coding region runs from base 71 to 1093 and encodes 340 amino acids.